CUAACCCUGAUUGGACAGAGCGGGGCCGACGCCUUCUGACGAGCCAAUCAGUCCUCAGCACAGGCCGGUUCACAGGGACACACCGGUGUGUCCCUGUCCUCCUCAAGAUCCAUGUGAUGAUCCAGAGGGACUGUCUCUCUGUCAGUCCUGUUGACCUACCUACGUAACGUCCCCCCUCUCUCUUCAGAGGAGUCUCGGCUGCUGUUCAAGUGAAGCUCUCUCAGCGAGCCUCAGAUCAACAGCUGAUCGAGUUUAACUUCUUUGCUCUGAGAGUUUUAGAACCGUCACUAGAGAACGUGCCGUUACCAGGACGUUGCCAUGGAUCCGCUGGUUGCUGCGAUCGACCAGGGCACGAGCUCCACGAGGUUUCUGGUGUUCAAUGCAAGAACAGCCGAGGUGAUGAGUCACCACCAAGUAGAGAUCAGCCAGAGUUUCCCCAAGGAGGGCUGGGUGGAGGAGGACCCCAAAGAGAUAAUGCAGUCUAUCUAUGAGUGCAUGGAGAGGACUUGUGAGAAACUCCGCCAGCUCAACAUCGACAUCUCCAACAUAAAAGCGGUGGGGGUGACCAAUCAGAGAGAGACGACCGUGGUUUGGGACAAAGAGACUGGAGAGCCGCUCUACAACGCCAUUGUUUGGUUGGACCUGCGCACACAGUCGACUGUGGAGAGUCUCAUCAACAAAGCUCCGGGACAAAACAAGAACCACCUCAAGCACAAGACGGGCCUUCCCAUCAGCACCUACUUCAGUGCAGUGAAGCUACGUUGGCUGCUGGACAACGUGGAUGAGGUGCAACAGGCAGUGCUGAGUGAGCGAGCCAUGUUUGGCACAGUGGACUCCUGGAUCAUCUGGUGCCUGACGGGGGGCAAGAAUGGAGGGGUCCACUGUACAGACGUCUCAAACGCUAGUCGCACCAUGCUCUUCAACAUUCACGACCUGGACUGGGAUCCUGAACUCUGCAGGUACUUUGAUGUCCCGAUGGAAAUCCUUCCCAAAGUCAGGAGCUCCUCUGAAAUAUACGGCUGGAUGAAAUCCAGCUCUCUUGCAGGAGUACCAAUAUCAGGGUGUCUUGGCGACCAGUCGGCUGCUCUGGUUGGUCAGAUGUGCUUCCAGGAAGGCCAGGCCAAAAACACGUACGGGACCGGUUGCUUCCUGCUCAGAAAUACAGGGACCAAGCCUCUGAUGUCAGACCACGGCCUGCUGACCACGGUCGCCUACAAACUGGGAAAAGACGAGCCUGCCUGCUAUGCACUCGAGGGAUCAGUGGCCAUUGCAGGGGCAGUCGUGCGGUGGCUGAAGGACAACAUGGGCAUUGUGAAGUCCUCCUCAGAGAUCGAGAAGCUAGCAGCUGCAGCAGGCACGUCUUACGGCUGUUACUUUGUGCCGGCCUUCUCCGGGCUCUAUGCACCCUACUGGGAGCCCAGUGCAAGAGGCAUCAUCUGUGGCCUCACUCAAUUCACCAACAGGAACCAUUUGGCUUUUGCUGCCCUUGAGGCCGUCUGCUUUCAGACCAGAGAGAUCCUCGAUGCGAUGAACCAGGACAGCGGCGUCCCUCUGACGCAGCUGCAGGUGGAUGGAGGCAUGACUUCCAACAGAUUGCUGAUGCAGCUGCAGGCCGACAUCCUCAGCAUCCCCGUAGUGCUACCCACCAUGUCAGAGACCACAGCUCUGGGUGCCGCCAUGGCAGCAGGAGCAGCAGAGGGGGUGGGCAUGUGGAGCCUGAGCCCCAGUCAUCUCCCACACGUCACAUCAGAGAAAUAUGAGCCUCAGAUCAACUCUGACGAGAGCGAGUUCCGCUUUGCUCGUUGGAAGAAAGCCGUCCAGAGAUCCAUGAACUGGGAGACCACAGAGCCUUGCUGCAAUACCAACGGUGUAGAAAAGAUGAACGGCGCCCCCUGGGGGGGUUCCUCCCACCACUCCCCCCACCGGAGCAGACCCCUAAGAUCCCCAGCGCUAACUCUGGAACAAGACCUUAAUGGGAACAUGGAAACCUAUGGAGCAAGACAGGGAAUAAAGGACUUGACGGCCGCCUGAUGCGAUAUGCGGCCAUUUAGGGUGAUGCAUAGUCUGCUAGUAGUACCCAGUUCAUCAUCAACCUCAAGUGCCAGCUGGACUGAAGAGUGACACAACCUGUGGAGCUUUUCAAGCAACUACAGAACUAUUUUUGAUGACAUUUCUUUCAUCUUCCUUUUCUAAAAAGGAGAACUAUAACUUUACUGUAAAGCAUAGGGACACUCAGGGGUACACAGUUGCACUAUUGUACCUCAUCACUGUAACAAAAGGGGACUCUCUGUAUCGUUCUGUACAUAGUGUUGAUGUAGUCGUACCUCUUUCUUAACUUUGGGACGUACAAGAUUAGUCGGACUAAUUCAGGUGAUGAAAAAGGUUACUGCUCAGCUUCCGUCCUGUUAAAGGGACUGUUUGUAACUUUUUACAUGUAUAAAUCUACCGGGUCGGUGUCCCAUGCGCGCUCGCGUGUGGCUACGCUGUUCAGACCGCUCCGCUGCCUGCUUGUCUUCACUCACACAACG
Messenger RNA from Sebastes umbrosus (honeycomb rockfish), 2528 nucleotides. Its product is annotated as glycerol kinase-like. NCBI's taxonomy places the organism in Eukaryota, Metazoa, Chordata, Actinopteri, Perciformes, Sebastidae. The transcript has 20 exons. The coding region runs from base 319 to 2031 and encodes 570 amino acids. Gene Ontology annotation, biological process: glycerol-3-phosphate biosynthetic process; triglyceride metabolic process; glycerol metabolic process. Gene Ontology annotation, molecular function: glycerol kinase activity. Gene Ontology annotation, cellular component: mitochondrion. The record is from RefSeq and is a predicted model, not a curated record.